This is a messenger RNA of Soboliphyme baturini, 2741 nucleotides long. The record is from the annotation of a GenBank genome assembly. Lineage: Eukaryota; Metazoa; Nematoda; Enoplea; Dioctophymatida; Soboliphymatidae.
AUGAGCAUUUGCAACAGCAGCCUAUGUGAAAACGGAGGAAGCUGUGUCAGCGUCGGUGAAAACUACCUGUGCAUCUGUCCUCCGGGGGUGGACGGCAAGAACUGUGAGGUGUUGCCAAACCCUUGUGCCAAUUCUGCGUGCAGCAACGGAGGUUCUUGUGUUGCGAAUGAGUCAGAGACGAAGUGCAUUUGCCCGAAAGACUACACCGGUCCCAUGUGUCAGUACAAAACAAGUGCUUGCAACGAUGACUUGUGUUUAAAUGGCGGAAAAUGCUUAGAGAAGGAUUCCAGGCCCUGGUGCUCCUGUUCCGCCGGUAAAACUUUGCUGAACGACGAUUACCUUUCAGCAUUUACCGGUGAACACUGCGAGGUUGUAAUCGAUCAUUGCCAGACAUCCCCUUGUCCCUCGUUUUCUUCAUGUGUGAACCGACCGGACGGUUUCUACUGUCAGUGUCCAUUGAACGCCACCGGUGCAACCUGUAAGAAGAACGUUUCAACUGAUUACGACCUGAAUUUCAUCGGCCGUUCUUCGCCUGCCUCUGCAGCUCUUGAGGUUCCAUUUGUCCUCAAGGCCUCGGAGCUGACCAUCGCCAUGUGGGUCAGGUUCUCCCAGGCGGGAGAAAAAGCUACAUUCUUUACCCUAUAUUCGAGCCGGUCAGAAUCUCAGCCUGCCGGCUUGAGGAUGCUGCUGCAGUUGUCCAGCGAAUCAGCUAUGGUUUCGCUGUUCCGCGAGGAAGCCCCUUUGAUACUCACUUCCACACACGGCAGUUGCUUCCUAUUCUGGAAUGGUAUCCGAAUCGCCAGUGUAAAAGGCUACGCGGUCGGCCAGACGCUGCAUAUCUAUUGUUCCUCAUGCCUCAACUUUAGCGGAUGGAUAGUUCUUGGUCACCCGGUGGACCGCUUCCAGAAGAGCAAGAAUUUCGUUGGAUCACUCAGUCGAGUGUCGGUCUGGAACCGGCUGUUGUCGUUCCAAACCGAAAUCGCGAAACUGGCUGAAAGUUGUGUGGGUGCUGACGACCUAACGACCGGUCUCUUGGUGGCGUGGAUCGGCUAUUUUCGAGUGGUCGGCGACAUCGAAUCAGUGUUCCCGUCACAGUGCGGCUCUAAGGCCUCGUGCACUGUCAGGGACCAACCGACUGAAAUCUGUGAAGGAAAUGCAAUGGCUAGGGAUAGGUUAACUCCUGAAGUGCUGUCUUGCUCGUCAGACAUUUUCGUGGAAACGCCCACAAAGUCGAAGACGGUAUUCUGGACUGAGCCUGUGUUCUCAGACGCCAACAACAUCGUUCGAGUGGAGCGUAACUUCGAGCCAGGAACCUCGUUCGCCCUUGGAACUUAUACCGUGAUCUACGUUGCAUACGACGACAAAGGAAACACAGCUGUGUGCUCGUUUCGUGUUCACGUUCUGAGAACGUUCUGCCCAACAGUACCUGAUCCGAUCCAUGGUUCGAGCAUUUGUAGCACUUGGGGCCCGGGUCUGAGGUUUAAAUCUUGCACCGUUCGCUGUGAGCCAGGUUUCGCGUUUUCUACUCCGGUACCGUCGUUCUACACAUGUGGUCCAGAUGGCGAAUGGAUGCCCCAUACCCGAAUUGUGCUCGUAUGUUCGUUCUCUGGUGCUACUCCACAGCCGUCUUCAACUACUUCGUUUUCAGCUCUGUCACCUGCCGUCCGUCUACUCGCCUUGACCAUAGCAUACCCCUCUCAAUUCAAGUGCAACGUGGCCGGCAAACAGGCUCUUGCGUCGAAAGUGUUGAAAGAGAUUCGUGACAUUGGAAACGAAUGGCGCCUAUGCGCUCCAAGCGAUCCGGUGGUGAAUUUGAAGACAGGUGAGAGGGCUCCAGCGAUGGACGUUCUGCGGCAUAACAUUAUGAUCAAAAACAAGUUUAAUUUCGGCAACACGCUGUCCAACGGCCAGCCGGACUUGCAUACGGUAAAAAUAAGGAAUGUCUUCCGCUGUACGAUGGGCCAAGUCCUCAUUGGUGAAAACUGUGCCCCAUGUGCGGUCGGCACCUUUUAUAAUCCGAUGACAUCCCAGUGUGAAUUCUGCCCUCGAAGUACCUUCCAGAGUAAACUUGGACAGCUUCAGUGCGAAAGCUGUGGCGAAGGUCUUACGACGACGGAUGUUGGCUCGACCGAUUCGUCUCAAUGCGUCGAAUCAUGCCAGCCAGGCAGCUUCUACAACCUGACAUCGAAGGCGUGCGAACAGUGUGGCUAUGGCUUCUAUCAGCCCUCUGCUGGAAGCUUCAGCUGUCUGUUCUGUGGCCCCAAAAAGUCAACCUACCGCAAAAAUAGCCAAUUUUUGGAAGAAUGCAAAGAUUCCUGCGCAAACGGUACUCAGUUGACGGAAACGGGAGAGUGCGAAGAAUGUCCUCGAGGAACGUUCAGAGAGCAGAGCUCAUUGGGUAAUUGUUCAGCAUGUCCUGCCGGAUUCACAACUGCAUCGACCGGUUCAAAAACCAUAAAAAAAUGCGAUAUUCGUAAUAUCUUUUUGACACUAGAUUCCUGUUCUUAUUCACUGUUUAUAGCGAUUUGCAUAAAAGGCCAAUUCCUCGAUUCAUCUACAAAGAUGUGCCGACUAUGCGAAAAGGGAAUGUAUCAGGAUCAGCUGCUUCAAGACAAGUGUAAAAAUUGCCCUCCUGAUCACACGACGGCAGAACGAGCAACAAACUGUGACAAACAAUUAGUCCUGGACGCGGCUCUAGUGUCUGCAGAAACUCUGUGGUCUUCCCAAGCGAUCCCUUGACC